UCGCGCCGCCUGUUUUGGAGGAGCGUAGCGAGGGCUUUGUCUCCGCAAUAGAGUUUCUGGAUGUGCGUUCCGUGCAGCAGGGACCGCCUGCUGCAGACGGGUUGCAUGGCGUAGGGGGUCACAGAUCUCCGUGGCCGGGGUUCAGGGACAGGCACCGUCCACGUCCGCUGGGGAGACCAGGCUGUCGUCCCGAGCACAAAACUGCCCUGCCACAGCGACAGAUUUCCGUCUGAAAUCCCCCUGGAACGUGUUCUCACUGCCAAAGGAGUUGCAUCUCUGAGAUGCUUUAUUACUGUAGAACUUGCUUGUGGGAAAGAGAAUGAAAAUUGAAGUUUUGAUCAUGCGUUAAUGAAUGAUGGUCUGACUUUUGGACAACGUCCUGAAAGCAAUGGUGGAAAGAAAUGCUGCAUAAUGCCUGGAUUUUCUCGGAUCCUUCUGUGUCUCUCAAAAUGAGAUGUCAUACAGGGGCAGCCUGGUAAAGGCUCUAACUCACAAGAUUUUCAACUGAAUUCUCAUCUAUCAACACUGGCAAAUAUUCACAAGAUUUACCACACCCUCAAUAGGCUGAAUCUGACAGAGGACGUUGGUCAAGACGAUCACCAGACAGGAAGUCUUCGGUCUUGCAGUUCAUCAGACUGCUUUAGUAAAGUGAUGCCUCCAAGGAAAAAGAGGAGACCUGCAGCAGGAGAUGAUUUAUCUGCUAAGAAAAGUAGACAUGAUGGUAUGUAUAGAAAAUACGAUUCAACUAGAAUAAAAGCAGAGGAAGAAGAAGUCUUUUCAAGUAAGAGAUGCUUAGAAUGGUUCUAUGAAUAUGCAGGCACAGAUGACAUUGUAGGGCCAGAAGGUAUGGAGAAAUUUUGUGAAGACAUUGGAGUUGAACCAGAAAAUGUAGUUAUGCUUGUGCUAGCAUGGAAGUUGGAUGCUCAAAACAUGGGCUACUUUACAUUACAAGAAUGGUUAAAAGGAAUGACAUCACUACAGUGUGAUACUACAGAAAAAUUGAGAAAUUCUCUGGAUUACUUGAGAUCUUUAUUAAAUGAGCCUACCAAUUUUAAACUUAUUUAUAGAUAUGCCUUUGACUUUGCACGAGAAAAGGACCAGCGCAGCCUAGAUAUCAAUACUGCCAAGUGUAUGUUGGGCCUUCUUUUAGGAAAAGCAUGGUCCCUUUUUCCAGUAUUUCAUCAGUUUCUAGAGCAAUCAAAAUACAAAGUUAUCAAUAAGGACCAGUGGUGUAAUGUUCUUGAAUUCAGCAGAACAAUUAACCUUGACCUCAGUAACUAUGACGAAGAUGGAGCCUGGCCAGUGUUGUUGGAUGAGUUUGUGGAAUGGUAUAAAGGAAAACAGAUGACAUAGGAGUUUAACUAUGCACAGCCACUCAAGAGUCACUGUUACCACAGUUAUGUCAACCAUUAGCCAUAAACUGCUAUUUGUAUCAAAGUGCAUGCUGCUUUUCUUGCACUGCAUCCCUUUGGCAGGGAAUUUUUGAUGUUUGCUAUUUAACAAGCUAGCUAUGCUUGCUGUUUAGCAUUGUUCUCUUUGAAGGCUGCUUUGCAUUUUGUAUUUACACUACGAAUUGGUGAACUUGCCAGAGUCUUCACUGUGAUUAAGUGUAUAUUGCUGUCUAAAUUUUGUAUAUGUGUAUAAAAAAAGGCUUCACCUAGGAAUUAUUUCUGCAGAAAUGUAUUGUAAAAAUAAUUUUGUGGCAUAUUUCUAAUCAUCACUUAUGUCUGUUGAAACUUUAGUUAUUUUGUUUUUUUUCUGGUCUCAAAUGUAACAUUUCAGACUUUCUGGACAUAGUUAUGUGGAAGAACUAUUUACAGUUUCAAUGUUACUAUUUGAGAUACCAGUUUCUGAGAAGAGAAUAUAAGCUGUGAUUUCUUUCAUCAGAAUUUGCCAAACCUGACCUAAUGCUUUAUAGGAAUGAAAUAUUGGUGUCUUAAAAAAGAUAUAUGCAUAUAAAUAUUUCGACACUGUAAUAGUUGUACAUGCCACAGAUUAUUUCCAUUUGAAAAAAGAGUACUGACUUUUUAAUGUUAAAACUGCAGUAGUCAUUACAGGUACAAAUGAACAAAUUAAAGUACCUUUUAAAAAUG
Messenger RNA from Catharus ustulatus (Swainson's thrush), 2093 nucleotides. It is a transcript of the gene DCUN1D4, whose product is annotated as defective in cullin neddylation 1 domain containing 4. Bases 652 to 1353 code for a protein of 233 amino acids. NCBI's taxonomy places the organism in Eukaryota, Metazoa, Chordata, Aves, Passeriformes, Turdidae. Gene Ontology annotation, cellular component: ubiquitin ligase complex. Gene Ontology annotation, biological process: protein neddylation; positive regulation of ubiquitin-protein transferase activity. Gene Ontology annotation, molecular function: cullin family protein binding; ubiquitin conjugating enzyme binding; ubiquitin-like protein binding. The record is from RefSeq and is a predicted model, not a curated record. The transcript is spliced from 11 exons.